Messenger RNA from Xenia sp. Carnegie-2017, 2631 nucleotides. Its product is annotated as molybdenum cofactor biosynthesis protein 1-like. Lineage: Eukaryota; Metazoa; Cnidaria; Anthozoa; Malacalcyonacea; Xeniidae. Gene Ontology annotation, biological process: Mo-molybdopterin cofactor biosynthetic process. The transcript has 11 exons. The record is from RefSeq and is a predicted model, not a curated record. Bases 444 to 2306 code for a protein of 620 amino acids. Gene Ontology annotation, molecular function: GTP 3',8'-cyclase activity; metal ion binding; cyclic pyranopterin monophosphate synthase activity.
GUUUACUUUAUGUGACUACGUUGUCCAUUCCAUUUAUAAAAGAUUGCAUUUUUCAACCGUUAGCUUUCAUGUAGUCUUGCACAAACAAAUAAUGUGUAUUUAACCAUAUCCCUGUUAGAAUUAUUUAUUAUCAUAAGUCAAAGUUAACAUGCUCUUCUCAGGGUCGGUAGCAUAGCAAGCACAACUUUUCUCCUGUUAUGGUAAUAUUUUUUGUGUUCAUAGCUCAUUGACUUUUACAGCAAUGGAUUUCUAAAGAAAUGAAUAAUGGUAAUCUUUCAAAAUUUACAUAGCGUAGUAAGUCUGCAGCUUGGCUAUGCUACUGGUUUUGAAGGUGUUUAGGUGCUACCAUGAGAGUCUUGGAGAUUUUAAUUGAACCAAAAGAAAAAUGAACACAAGCAUUAAAACAUGAAAAUGACAUAAAUUGCACUUUAGGUCAAUAUUGCAUGCCUGAGGAAGGUGUUCGAUUGACAGAAAAAGAUCAAUUGCUUACUACAGAUGAAAUUAUUAGUCUCAGUAAACUAUUUGUAAAUCAAGGAGUAGAAAAGAUUCGUCUAACAGGAGGAGAACCUUUACUUAGAAAAGAUGUUGUUACUAUAUGUGAAAGACUAAGUCAGAUGCCAAAUUUAAAAGACAUUGCCAUGACAACAAAUGGAGUUAUUCUUUCAAGAGUUCUUCCAGAUUUACAAAAAGCGGGAUUAAAUCUUCUUAAUAUUAGUCUUGAUACAUUGGUGCCUAAGAAGUUUGAGUUCAUUACUAGAAGAAAACAUACUGGGUGGCAUAAGGUUAUGAAGUCCAUUGAUAUGGCUGUCAACCUUGGUUUUCAUCCCCUUAAGAUUAACUGUGUUGUGAUGAAGGGCUUAAAUGAUGAUGAAAUCUGUGAUUUUGUGGCUCUGACUCAAGACAUGCCUGUUGAUGUUCGUUUUAUUGAAUACAUGCCAUUUGAUGGAAACAAAUGGAAUUUUCAUAAGUUUGUCUCCUAUCAAGAAAUGUUGAAAAAAAUUCGCGCAAAAUGGUCCAAUGUUGUAAAACUAGAGAAUGCUGUAAACGAAACGUCUAAAGCGUACAAAAUUCCUGGUUUUGCUGGUCAACUUGGAUUUGUGACGUCAAUGAGUGAGCAUUUUUGUGGCUCAUGUAACCGACUGCGAAUUACUGCUGAUGGAAAUCUCAAGGUUUGUUUGUUUGGUGCGGCUGAAGUAAGUUUACGUGAACUUCUGAGGUCUGGAUCGAAUGAAGCAGAGCUUGUUGACGUCAUUUCCGCAGCCGUUUUACGCAAGAAGAAAGAACAUGCAGGCAUGUUUAAUAUUGCAAAGCAGAAAAACCGUCCCAUGAUUCUCAUUGAUCAAAAUAUCCACGAAACAUCAGCCAAAUUGAGCAAUGAGAAAUUUAAAAUUUUAACAAUAACGAGCGAGAAGUACGUCCUACAAGGUAUUCGUAAUUUUAACCGUCUGACGGCUAUCGUCAAUAUUUCUUUCACAACUGUUCAUAGCAAUACAGGGAAUUUCAAAAGUGAUAUUCGAUGCGGCUUUAAUUUCAAACAAUGCUGCACAUCAUGGAAAGAAAUUCUCUGCAAAUAUUUUUCCAUGAUUAUAUACUCCGACGUGGUUGGAACUUUAAAAAGAAAAUGUGCUAUCGAGGAAUUUUUGUUUCCACAUUAUCACUUUGAACAAAAAAACUCUAAGAGCUCUAGGUUUAAAAAGUUAAAUGCUCCGCAUAUAACCAAAGUACAACAAAAUUUUAAUGUAUUGCGACGAUAUUUGAAUACAACGUCCUUGACAACAGACGACAUGGAAUCAAAAAUGACUUAUAAGAGUAAUCGGGAAAUGUCAGAAAUUAGUGAUAUUUUGACACAUGUGAAUGAAGAUGGCGAUAUAAAAAUGAUCGACGUGGGAGAAAAAGAGAAAACACGACGCUUCAGUGUGGCCAUUGCCACUGUAAGACUUGGAAAAGAGGUUUUUCGAUUGGUCAAAGAGAAUAGUAUCGAGAAAGGAAAUGUUUUAAAUGUUGCAAAACUGGCUGGGAUAAUGGCGGCGAAGAAGACCUCUGAUCUUAUUCCACUUUGUCAUAAUAUUCUGUUGAGUGAUGUGGCGGUUGAUUUUGUCUUAAAUGAAGAAACUUGGAGUGUUGUAAUCGAAGGAAAAGUAAAAUGUCAUGGUAGAACAGGUGUGGAAAUGGAAGCAUUGACAUGUGUUUCUGUGGCAGCACUUACUGUAUAUGAUAUGUGCAAGGCUGUCUCCAAAGAUAUCGUGAUUUGUGAUGUGCGGCUAUUGGAGAAAGGUGGUGGAAAAUCUGGACAUUAUCGAAGGUGAACCUGAUUUGGGGUCGUUAAAUAUUGUAUGUAUAUGUAUUUGUCGCCUAACAUUCAUAGCUAACGUACGUAAAUUGACUGUCGCAAAUUUUUCUAUGAGUAUCUUUUUUUAUAAAAAAGUAAGAAAUUCUUACAACAGUUGCCUAUGCAUUGAAUAUUUGGCAUUUUAUCAUUUUUUUAAGUAGAUGAGUUGAGUAAUGUGAAAGGACUGUGUCAAAGAUGGUUUUUUGUUUAAAAAUGUUCAAUCAAUUUCGGGCGAAGUUUAUUUCGAAUACGCUUGCUGAAACUUUCCCGUAAUGUGUGGCAAUAAAAAUUUAAAUGUUAAA